AUGCCCGUCGCUCCCGCUGCUUUAGAAAAGCUCCUGCUGCGCCGGGAACUAGCGAGCGCCCACCCUCGCGCUGGCGCCGGGCCAACAAUAGCAACACUUCGAUUAAACCGCCCCCCGAACCCCCAAAGAUUUGGACAUCAACAAAAGCAACAACCCCAGUGCCACCCCCCCACCUUUCUCAGCCAACAAAACCGCGCUCUCCCUCACUUGCCCGCUUGCUCCGCGCCGCCGCAGACCCACGACUUUGAGCCCCACGAUGUCAAGCUCCCAACUUGUCGCCUCGAGCGUAGCAUUGCCUCCGUUUCCUCCAUCAGCUCCAUCCUCAGCUCGCAAGACGAAGGUACCACCACCGAGCAGCAACGCGCGCACCCCAAAGCCUCGCAGCCCGACGUACAGGUGGGCGGCCAUGGCCUCCUCUCCUAUCUCUCCGCCGCUGACAUCCGUGCCAAAAUCAACGAAUUCAACGCCACCGCCACCGAUGAACAGCUAGAGCUUCUGGAUGAAGUGGGUGAUGACAAGAGCUUCAAGGGUUAUAUUCGCGUUACCCUCAACCUGACCCGCCCCAUUCGUGUCUCGCGCGGAGACUUGAGCAUCAGCAUCUCACCCGAGAACACGGACACAACGGGCAGCCCCGAAGCCAGUCUACCCUCCCCCGGAAUAGGCCCGUCCCGCUUCUUUCGAACCGGUUCUGGCGGGGGCAGUGGCCCUUACACCCCGUCGAGCGCCGCCUUUGACGCCGAUACCUCCUUCUUCUUGCCCAAAGAGGUUUCCAAGGGUCUGCAUGUCACGAGUGCCACCACCUCGCAAGAAGUCAUUUCAAUCCUGCUCCGCAAGUUCAAGGUCGUCAGCAACCCUCGAAAGUUUGCCCUCUACGAAAUGAACCUUCUCACCGGAGAAAAACGUCGUCUCCGACGAUUCGAAGAACCCUUGGCCCUCAAACUCCUUUGGGGCGGCAAGAACCGCGAUCUCAUCCUCUCGCUCGAAGAGUACAACAAAGACCAACAUUUUCGCUGGGAGGAGUUUACCGACACGGAGCUGCACAACUUUUUGCGGAUCCUUGAAGAGGAAGAGCAGGCUGCCGUCUGCGUCGUGACGGCCAGCUACGAUAAGCGCCGUGCCGAGUUACAACGCCAAAUCAGCAUUGGCUCCUAUCCUAAAAUCGAUUUUAUUCACAGUCAACCAACGAUAGUCAACCUACGACGAGUCAUUUCCAGCAUGGCAUGUCCAAUCCUGCGCCUGCGCCGCAAUCUGAUCACAUCCCCAUGA
Molecule: messenger RNA, 1266 nt
Organism: Monosiga brevicollis MX1
Lineage: Eukaryota; Choanoflagellata; Craspedida; Salpingoecidae
Exons: 7
Coding region: 1-1266 (421 amino acids)
Biological process (GO): signal transduction
Source: RefSeq, a predicted model, not a curated record